Molecule: messenger RNA, 1362 nt
Organism: Amoebophrya sp. A120
Lineage: Eukaryota; Dinophyceae; Syndiniales; Amoebophryaceae
Source: the annotation of a GenBank genome assembly
GAGAAGCAACAUCUGCUCGAACACGAAAACGCCAUGCAGGAGCUGAAGGAAAAGAAGCGAAUCGCCGACAUUCGCGCCCGCCGAUUCCAGAAAGAACACGAGAAAGCAGAGCAUUUGUUGUUGGAGAAGCAACGAUUGCGAGAUGCGAAAGACGACGAGGCAUCGAGGGAGGCGGCGAGGAAAAAAAUGGAGUUGGAACUCGUCGAAAGAGAAAAGGACCGCCUGGAAAAACGUAUCGUCGGCAGAGAAUCUACCGGAUCAGAUACAUGAUGACAAGCAACUUGUUCCAUGACAAAUCUGCUCCUUUGCCUUGCCUGUCUUAUUUAGCAUCAAUAGAAACGUCCUGCUUGUUUUGCUUGCGUCAUGUAUGAGGUCGUAUUGAAGAAGAAGAUGUAGAUGACGAUAAUUAUCAUCACCAGCUUGUCAUGCACAUUCACAUUGUGCGUCGACGUGCUUGUCCUGUGUGUCGUUGUCCGGUCGAUUUGUGUUGCAUAAACCGCAAGGAAGCGAAAGAGCAGUUCCGCCUCCACAAAGACAAGCUUGCUGCGGAAGAGCGGGAUCACCUGCGUGCGGCCAGUCUGGAGCGGGAAAGACUUAUCAAAGACGCGGAGGACAAGAAGCGGCAGGAAGAGAUUCGCCAUGAGGAGCGGAAAGCGGCUCUGGAAUUGCAACGGCAAACGAAAAAAGCAAAGCAAAAACACGAAUCCGCCGAAGCGGCUCGCCAGCGGGAAAUCGAGGAAAAAAAAGAGAAGGAGGAGCAGGAAAACUUAAAGAAGGAGCGCGAGUUCCAGCACGCCGAGCGCAUGGCGAAGAUUCAGUCCGACCACAAGCUGCGCAAAGAGGAAAUUAUAGCCAAGAAACGCGAAGAGCUGCGCCAAGCGGAAGCCCAACAGGCGGAGAAAGAAAGAAUCGAAAAAGAAGAGGCUGAGGCGCGAAGGCGGGAGCGGGAAAUGAAACACGAAGAGCGCAUGGCUGUGAUUAAGGAACGGAGGCAGGAGAAGAACAGCCUGAAAAAGUUGGAGCUCAUCCAACGCCGGUCCAAAGAGACUCACGAUUUGGAAUUGCAAAAACAUGCUGCAGAAGAGCAGCGAGAGGAGCAGCGUUUAAGGCAUUUAGAACACAUGGCAGAGCUGAAAGCAACGAAAGCGGAGCACAAUUUGAAAAAAGAGCGGCUCGCGAGCGAGGAACACCAGAAGAAAAUCGAAGAAGAAUCCCGACAGAAGGUGACCCUGGCAGUGAUGGCGCAGAGGGCGCUGGAGCACGCGGAGAGGAUGAAGGCGCUGGACAACGCACGACAGAUGAGCAAAAAACUGCAGAAAACGAGGCACCAGGACGAGCUCGCCGACAGGGCACGGAGUCGCG